This is a messenger RNA of Suillus subalutaceus, 1641 nucleotides long. RefSeq lists its product as uncharacterized. Lineage: Eukaryota; Fungi; Basidiomycota; Agaricomycetes; Boletales; Suillaceae. The record is from RefSeq and is a predicted model, not a curated record. The transcript has 3 exons. The coding region runs from base 1 to 1641 and encodes 546 amino acids.
AUGCCACUUGCUGGACGUCAGUACUGGACAACACCACAGAAAUCUUAUGUGACCUCCUGGAAGACAACUAUACAUCCUGGACGGACUUCGAAGCAGACUGUCACCAAGGUCUCUGCGGCACAGCUACAGAGGGCGAAACAGCGACUAACUAUGGAAUGGAAGCUUCGUGAAGACGUGGACAAACUGCAAAGCCAAAUGAUCAUUGAUCGCAAGGCAACCCAGCCUUCCCCACAGCCAAACAAACCUUCAUACACCGCACCACCCCCAUACAGAUACAGUUACCGCUACAACACACCACUGAUGCCUCCCCCUCAGACUCAAGUAGCUGCACCCCCACCUCCAUCAUCAUUUCAACCCCCAGCACUGCCUCUAACACCCCAAGUCCCACAGACGCCACAAGCUGCGCACCUAUUCGCACCUGCAGCCCCAAUGACACGUGGAAACCUGUUCUACAGCUAUCGGGGGUACCCACAGACACCAUCACGAAGAGGAGGCUCACCUGCAGACCGCAUGAGAACUGCUGCACAAUAUGCUACCAUCCCACACCAUCCCAACUCUGAUGCUGGCAAACAAGCAUAUGCCCAACAGAUCCAGGAGUGGCACACGCAGCAUGGGACAGAUGCCAUACCCAACUCACAACGACCAUAUCCGCUGAAACCCGGGACGUCACCCAUCUGGUCCAGAGAAUGCUUCAACUGUGGUAUGGCAAUGACACCACCACAUCAAGCAUACGACUGCCCCAAUGAGGCCGUGCCGAUGCAGGAGAUGAAGUGGAGAGAGACAGUAUCACGACUGGUAUCCAGAACGUUGACAGCACCAACCACACCAGGACCAACGUCGAACGUCCAAUUUGUGGCAAAUGCCGCACCAGCUCAAUAUACCAUGCCACAGAGCCCUUACACAGCACCAACUCAGGCCUACCCUCAAUAUUCGUACUUCGCUGAUCCAUACAAAAUUACCCCAGACAUCCCAACCAGCAGCUUACCCUCAGUCCCCACCUCUGCAUUUCCAUCACAAUUCAACACCUCUGCACCUAACUCGCCAAACUCCCAAACACCUGAGACCCUGAACAUCGAAGAAGCGGAUGACGAUCUUGUCAUGCCCACGAUCAAUGUCACUUCACCUGACUCGGAUGUACAUUCCAUUUCUAUGCCAGACUGCCCAGAUUUGCCCCUUAGUACUUCCCUGCAUGUUGAUUCCCAUUCCAUAGCAAACACUGACACCUUGAGUUUGUGGGUUACCGUACUGGACCCAGUAGACCACAACACCUCUACAAAUAGUUCCUUCGUCACGCUAAGUCUUGUAUCUACUUGUGAAUCCAAACCUGCUUCUGACUGUUACUCUGGUGAAAACGACCACCCAAUUGUCGAUGUUUACGCCAUUUCAGAUAACGAUCACACAACUGAUCACACGCCUGCAAGCACCCCAUUUGUCACGCAAAUAGUUCUAUAUGGACCAGGGGCAAAAACAUCAUGCUUUCAAGCAAACAUUGAUGACGGAGCUAUGAUCAAUGCGAUUGACCUCAAGACUUUCAACAAAGCAUCAAAACACCUCAGAAAGCUUACAAGAUCGAAUCGAAUGCUCCGCAUGGCAAACGGUGCCGAAGUACCAUCACAUGGCGUUUGGAUGGGAACACUCUAA